AUGAGCCAUCCAGUAUUGGUGAAAACGUCUCCUUCAAGCAUUCCUGGUUCCAAAAUCAGCCAUCAAAGGUCCAAAGCGUCAGAGAAAUGGACUCAGCUACAAGCACAUCUUGUUUCAAAAACAGACAAGAAAGGCAAGCUUAAGGAUAAGGCUGGUAAUGAAGGUGAUGGUGACGAAGAAGCUUGCUCUGAACCUUUAAGUUCUAACGCACUGUUAGAAAAAAGGACACAUCUUCACGCACAUCUGGUUACAAGUACAGAGAAGAAAGGGCAUGUAAGGGGUAAUGAAGGUGGUGGUGACGAAGAAGCUUGCUCUGAACCUUUAAGUUCCAAUGCACUGUUAGAAAAGGACACAUCUUCACGCACAUCUGGUUACAAGUACAUAGAAGAAAGAGCGAGCGUAAGGGGUAAUGAAGGUGGUGGUGACGAAGAAGCUUGCUCUGAACCUUUAAGUUCCAAUGCACUGUUAGAAAAGGACAAAUCUUCACGCACAUCUGGUUACAAGUACAGAGAAGAAAGGGCGAGCGUAAGGGACCCUGAAUCUUCUGACACAGACCAUGAUGUGCCAGUAAGACAACCACAUGCAAAACCUGGGCCGUCCACAACUGUAACCAUGUCGGGUCAUCCCAAGAGGCUUCAGAAACUCGGUGAAGACCAGAGUCAUCUUUUGAAGACGCUGUUCAAAACGAAUAUUGCGUUGAGGAAGGAGCUUAAGCGUGAAGACUGUGAAAGAGUAAUGCAAAAAUAUGAAAUUCUACACGGAUUGUCAUGGAAAAAAAUUAAAAAACACGAUUCAUAACUGGAUUACUGCUGAAAAGUGAAAACAAAAAUGAUUUUAUAGCUUUUUAGCCCACAUGCGCACAAUGUUCUCAUGGUGAGCUUUUGUGAUCGCUUUUUGCCCGUUGUCCAUCUUGCGGCAUCAACAUUUGCCUUGUUAAUAUUCUAGAGGUCACAUUAAUUGUCCGAUCUUCAUGAAAUUUUAUUUGACGAUUUGUCCCAAUGAUAUCUUGGAAAAGAUUACAAAUGGUUUCGGUUGGUUGAAAAACAAUAAUUUACGCGCCAUAUACUCCAUACUUAAAUCAAUAUUGUUAUAUGCAAAGCAGCAAUGCUUAAAAGAAAUAAUACAAAAUUGGGAGGGGGCAUUACUCGUAUGAAAACAAGAUGGUGGUAUUUGUUAUAAACACGUGUAAAACAGUUGGAUUUUUCUGGCCAAAGACAACUAUUCAUACGACCAACUUCUUAAUUUUUGCAUAGCUCGUCAUAUUGAUUUCCAUUCAGAUUUACUUCAGAAAAAAUCUAUUUCAUAUCUCUGAUGCCAGAGCUAUACAUAUGUUUAUAAGAAGAGUAAAUCUGAGAUCCGUUUUCAUUUAUGAUAUUUGAAAUGGCAUGUUUAGACGAAGAUUCUCUACAAUUUUCUACAUAAAUAUAUAUAUAUAUUUUUUGUAAAAAUGGUUUCGGUUGGUUGAAAAACAGUAAUUUACACGCCAUAUACUCCAUACUUAAAUCAAUAUUGUUAUAUGCAAAGCAGCAAUGCUUAAAAGAAAUAAUACAAAAUUGGGAGGGGGCAUUACUCGUAUGAAAACAAGAUGGUGGUAUUUGUUAUAAACACGUGUAAAACAGUUGGAUUUUUUCUGGCUGAAGAUAACUAUUCAUACGACCAAAUUCUUAAUUUUUGCAAAGCUCGUCAAAUUGAUUUCCAUUGUAGAAUUUACUUUAGUUCGGAGUUGUGAACCGAAUUGACCAUGUUUUUGUUAGCAAGUAACACUGUACAACAAGGUCUAUUUUUUCUCCACUCUCAAUAAACAUGUUUUACUUACUCUGCAAUAGUUUAUGAGUUACUAAAUUCCUUUGAAACAUUGGACCAUUUUCUUUAUUAACAGAUCAUACUUGCACAAUUGUUGUUAUGUUUUCUUUAUGGUUAAGGCAUUGUGACAUGUAUAUUAAUUUGAUUUUUAUGCCCCCCGAUAGAGGGCAUAUAGUGAUCGGACCGUCCGUCAGUCUGUCUGUCUUUCCGUCACACUUUGCGUUUAGGUUUCGCAUUUAGGUUUCAAAAAAUGCUCAUAACUUCUAUGUCCCUUCAGAUAGCAACUUGAUAUUUGGCAUGCAUGUGUAUCUCCUGGAGCUGCACAUUUUGAGUGGUAAAAGGUCAAGGUCAUCCUUCAAUGUCAAUGGUCAAAUAUAUCACUUCAAAGCGGCGCAGAAGGGGCAUUGUGUUUACGACAAACACAUCUCUUGUUUCCAGAUGAUAUUGUCUGAACUUGACAUUAGUUCUAUGUGUGAUGAUUAAAGCAUUGUGUCAUGUAUGAAGAUAUUUUGCUUAAAUGUUUUCAUGUUGUGGUAUUCACUCUUCUAUAUACUUUGUGUCAGAAGAAAUUAAGUCUUUGAUUUUUAUAAUAUACAAUUGUAAUUAGAUUUUUUCCUGAUGAUAUUCUGAACUUGACAUUUGUUCUAGGUGGGAGGGUUAAGGCAUUGUUUCAUGUAUGAAUAUAUUUUGCUUAAACGUUUUCAUGUUGUGGUAUUGACUCUUCUAUAUAAUUUGUGUCUGAAGAAAGUAAGUGUUUGAUUUUCAAAAUAUACAUCUAUAAUUUGAUUUUUUAUACGCCCGUUUUUCAAAACGGGACGUAUUAUAGUUUCACCCUUGGCGGGCGGGUGGACGCCGCCGGUGGGUGGACGGGCGGUUUCCACAGCAGUUUCUGCUCUCUAUUUCAAAUAGUUUUCAUCUGAUCUUCACCAAACUUGGUCAGAAGUUGUAUCUAGACAAUAUCUAGGUUAAGUUUGAAUAUGGGUCAUGUCGAGUCAAAAACUAGGUCGCGGGGUCACUUAGAGCAUUUCAGGAUUAAGUAUGGUUUCCGCUCUCUAACUGAAGAAGUUUUCAUCCGAUCUUCACCAAAUUUGGUCAGAAAGUGUAUCUAGACAAUAUUUAGGUCAAGUUCGAAUAUGGUUUAUGCUGGGUCAAAUACUAGGUCACGGGAUAACCAAGUGCAUUUCAAGGAUUUAGCAUGGUGUCCGCUCUCUUAAUUGAAGUAGUUUUUUUUGUGUACAUGAUAUUUAGGUAAAGUUCAAAUAUGGGUCAUGCCGGGUCAAAAACUAGGUCAUGAGGUCACUUAGUGCAUUUCAAGCAUUUAGCAUGGUGUCUGCUCUCUAAUUGAAGUAGUUUUGAUCCGAUCGUCACCAAAUUUGGUCAGAAGUUGUGUCUAGAUGAUGUCCAAAACCUUCAAAAGGGCGUAUCCUAUGACAGUUUGGCACUCUUGUUUCCAGAUGAUAUUGUCUGAACUUGACAUUGUUCGAAGUGUAAAUACAUUUUGAAACUACUUUUUGUCAUAAAAAUGUUUGGGAGUAUUUUUUGGAGGAAUAAACUGUUUUAAAUCGA
Dreissena polymorpha is the source of this 3369-nucleotide messenger RNA. RefSeq lists its product as uncharacterized. The record is from RefSeq and is a predicted model, not a curated record. The transcript is spliced from 7 exons. Lineage: Eukaryota; Metazoa; Mollusca; Bivalvia; Myida; Dreissenidae. Bases 1 to 798 code for a protein of 265 amino acids.